Triticum dicoccoides is the source of this 1089-nucleotide messenger RNA. RefSeq lists its product as uncharacterized. Bases 1 to 1089 code for a protein of 362 amino acids. NCBI's taxonomy places the organism in Eukaryota, Viridiplantae, Streptophyta, Magnoliopsida, Poales, Poaceae. The transcript has 4 exons. The record is from RefSeq and is a predicted model, not a curated record.
AUGCACCAUAUAUAUUCUCUGGUGCCACUGCGAGAUGCUGCUCGUGCCGCCUGCGUCUCCCAUGGAUUUCUGCUUUUCUGGAGAUGCUAUUCCAACCUUACAUUCAACGUGUCAACACUUGGGUUGGCUCGCAAGAAAUCCGAGGAUUGGGGAAUCUUUCUCAUCGAUAUAGUUGACCGCAUUCUUAGGAACCAUUCUGGGAAUGGGGUGGAGACACUCGAUCUGUGCCUCCUAUCUUGCGAAAAUAUUGACCCUUCCUACCUGGACAGAUGGCUGCAGAUUGCUGUUCGUUCGGGGAUCAAAGAAGUUACAUUGGAGAUGUCUAACUUCAUGAAGAAAAAGUACAGCUUCCCAUGUUCGGUUUUGUCUGAUGAUGCAGCUGCAAGUUCGAUUCGGUCUCUUUGCCUCAGCGCUUGCGUUUUUCGUCCCACAACAACACUUGGCUGCUUGAGAAGACUGAACGCAUUAUCCCUGCUUUCUGUCCAGAUUACUGAUGAGGGAUUAGGGCACUUGCUCUCGAAAUCUUUCGCCUUGCAGCAGUUAUUUAUCUUCCGAUGCAAUGCGAUAACAUGCGUGAAGAUACCUUCCAUGCUGCAGCAACUCAAGCUCCUCACUAUUAAAUUGUGUGAGAAGCUGCAGGUGGUAGAGAUCAAUGCUCCAAGGCUCUCCUCUUUUCACUUUGAUGGAGCGCUAGUAAAAAUCUCGGUUGUGGAUCCUUCACCGCUUAGGGAUGUCUAUUUUUCAUCUCCCCGUCAGUCCCGCAUGCUGUCUUAUGCUCGUACGAGGCUUCCAUCCAUCACACGAAAUGUUAGGUGCCUGACCCUGGUGUCUUCUGAUGAGGAUGUCAACAUCCCAAUGCUGCACUCCAAGUUUCCCCGUCUCAAGAAGUUGGAAAUUUACAUCAAAAGACCACAAGCUGUUCUGUCUUUGAUUUCCUUUCUUGAUGCUUCUCCGGCCUUGGAUUCAUUCAUCCUGCGCGUAGAUGCGAAUGUCUUGAGGCCUGAUUCUGUUGUUGGAGGCGAGAAUGCCGCUGAUGAUCCAAGGUGGAAGCCAGAGAGCCGACAUGAUUGUCUCAGACAGGAGGUGUGA